GUCGUUUGUUUCUGGAACUAAUACGUUUCUUAUUCGUUUUUUUUGUUUUUUUGUUUUUUAUGUUGCCUGAGUGGGAGUAUAUUCUAUUGUAAAGUUACGCUCAUUGACUGCAAACAGUGCCGCUUACUCGUUUGGACCAUUUAAUCAUUAGUGUUUGUGACUACUUUCAACAUAAUCAUAAUCUUAUCGCAGUCAGUGGGUUUUUUUAAUUAUAAUUAUUUAUUCUGAAAGUAGUUAUGUUUAUUCGUUUUAGUAUAUCUUUCUAUUUGUAUAGGGCUGUAUUAAAUAAAUCCGCACCCGAGAUUCAAAAGCGCCUUUCUGAAAAACGUCAUAUGUCGGUAGUCAGCGCCUCACACACUGAUUUUGCUGACACGUUUGCGAGUCAGUUUUACAGACCACGAUAAUCCUCUUUUAAUUUUGUUACGUGAUAUGUGGCUAAAUAUAAGCAAAAUACACAAGGAUAGCACAACAGGUAUGUUUUUGCCGUGAAUCGGUUGCAUUGCAAUGCCACGAAACCCCAGACCUCUACAUAAUCUCUGAAGGCAAAUGCAGUUGUGCAGUAUAAGUUUGUGGAAAGAUUUAAGCCCUGUUCACACUUGUGUCGCUACGAUACUAGUACAGUUUGUUUCGGUAUGGAAUAUACAGGUAUGAAACCACUUUCUGUCCUAACUCACUUUUCAAUACCGCACAGUAGCGAUACAGUUGCGAUAUACCUGUCCACAGUAAUGUGUGUUCAAAUCGACAGUGUUCGGGUUCUGAACUCGUUUCCAUGACGACUGCUGUCACAUCUGUUAGAAAUGGAUCCGCUGGAGUGCAAUACAGCAUGUUUUUGCCGUCCUGUCCGUGUGCAGUAUUUUGUUUUGGUGUUAAAUCAUUAUUAAGAGACGAGCAGAACGUGAAAGGAUGAGACGGACAAAAAGGCGAAAACAAUUAACCGUCUUUAAAAGCCCGAGGUUGCAAAGACAGCGGGCUUGCAUCACGACUUUGGGAAUGCGUGCUUUUUUUGUUUUGCUUUUUGAUAUGCCCUCACAAGGGAUUUUAAUUUUGAGCGCCACUGCUCUGCAGCACGCUUUACCUCAUAGUCAUCGUCACUAAUUGUGUGGAGAUUAUUUUGGCAUUUUUGGUGUAGCCAUGAUAAAGGUACUGCUCGUAAAAUGUAAAGCUGUUUAAGGUAUUUAAACUGUAAAGCAAGCGGCGCGCCUUUUCCUGAAUAUUGACUUACCUGUAUCGAUACCGUGUCGGGUUACCUGUCCGCACUAAACUGUUCCGAGUCGUAUUGAAAUAGAACCGGUGCUAAACCUGCUCUUUUAUGACUCCAGUCUGGACAGGUGUUUCGGUACGGUUCCGCAACGGUACCGGUAUAAACAUGCUAGUGUGAACAGGGCAUAAGUUUAGGUUGAAGUCAGAACAGUGUAGUUUUCAAACUUAAUUUAAGUGUUUGGUUUUUUGUGUGUGUGUGUGGCAGAUCAUACCGUAAGGUUAAUAUAAAAAAUGGAUGAAGCUCUCCGUAAUUAUUUAAAUAUAUUAUUAUUAUUAUUAUUAUUAUUAUUAUUAUAUUAUUAAAUGAACUUAAUGGGACCUGAAACUGUCUGAUCAAGUAUGUAUUUGUUAGAAACGUCAUGUUUGGAAGGAGAACCCUUCUCAGUUUUUAUUUGUUUUGCUUCUCUGAGCUACUGUGCCAGUGGGGCUUGUUGUGGCAUUUAUACCUCUUGAAGCUGCAGGUGGGAGCAGGGGCCUCUGUAGUUCAGAGGGUGACCAAAAAGGUUUCAAGGACAUGUGAACAAACUGGAAAGUCAACCAGGCCUGGUUGGUUGUGCAGUAAACUUCGAAGCUUCAAAAUGAGUCUAAGUCAACAUGGAAUAUAUUAAGCACUGGACCUGUGACCGGUAGCAGAAUGUUUGAAGACUUGUCGCCAGUUUGUCUAAAAGAUAAUGGCUGCACCAGCUUGUACAGUUUAAAACAAGAAGUCUUUUAUCCCAGCUCUAAAUGUGUGGCACUACUGCGAUGGAUUUUCAGAAGAGGUUUUCAAGAGGUUGCAGGCCUCUGCACCAGAGACUAACUCCGACCUAAGACUCAUUACUCGGGUGGGGGAAACUGACAAAAGCCUCUUUCUUUGAACAUGUUUGCCAGUACUGGCACUUCAUCUGAUUUUAACUUUUUUAAAGUGUACAUAAGGACCUGAAAGUUGAAAAUGUUUGGCAGUACUGCGCUGGCAGCUGUGCUCUGCUUGCUACUGUGUGGAUUGAAUCGAAGGCUCGAAGCCUCCGUGUUAAACUGCAUCCCCAGGAAAAGUGUGCUCCACCAAAAUGGUAGCAUUAAAACUUUCGAAGAGGAGGGAUUCUUCAAUUAUUCGACCAUGCUGGUUAGAGAAGACGUUAACACUCUGCUUGUGGGAGCCAGGGAAGCUGUCUAUGCCCUUAACAUGGAUGACAUAUCUGAGAGAAUAUCUACUGUUUACUGGCCAGUUCUGGAGAGCAAACAGCAAGAAUGUACGAACAAAGGAAAAAACAAAGAUACAGAAUGUCGGAACUACAUUCGUACCCUUAACAAAAUAGGGGAUGCCAAAAUGUAUGUUUGUGGGACAAAUGCGUUCAGUCCUACCUGUGCCUAUAUGACUUUCAAUAAAGGACAGUUGCUACUUGAAAACAAUUCUGAAGAGAGUAAGGGCAAGUGUCCUUUUGACCCCUUCCAGAGGUACGCCUCAGUUAUGGUUGAAGAUGAUCUCUACGCUGCGACUUCCAUCAAUUUCUUGGGCUCAGAACCAGUGGUCAUACGCAAUUCAGGAAACUCCCUCCGGACCGAAUUCAAGGACUCCUGGCUCAAUGAACCCAACUUCAUUUACAUGGACGUGGUGCAGGAGAGCCAGAAUAACGCAGAUGGAGACGAUGAUAAAGUGUACCUGUUCUUCAGCGAAACUGCUGUGGAGUACGACUUCUACAACAAGCUCCUGGUGUCCAGGAUUGCUCGUGUGUGCAAGGGUGAUCUAGGAGGCCAGAGGACACUGCAGAAGAAAUGGACGACCUUCUUAAAAGCCAGCCUGGUCUGUUCUGUCCUGGAGCUGAAUGUGCAGCUCAUCGUCCAGGAUGUGUUUGUAUUGAAGUCGAAGGACUGGAGAGAUACCAUCUUCUACGGCGUGUUCAUCCCGCAGUUGGGGGCGCUGGACAUCUCUGCAGUGUGUGCGUACACCAUGAACACGGUUCAGGAUGUUUUCUCUAAGGGAAAAUACAAAGCUCCUGUCACAGUGGAGUCCUCUCAUGUGAAGUGGGUUAUGUACAGCGGAGAGGUGCCUGUGCCCAGGCCUGGGGCAUGUAUUAAUAACCAAGCAAGAGCUAUGGGUAUCAACCACUCCCUCGACCUGCCUGACAAAACGCUGCAGUUUGUAAGAGACCAUCCUUUGAUGGAUGAUUCAGUGACCCCCAUCGGCGGUCAGCCCAGACUGGUGAAGAGGGGGUCCCUGUUCAGCAGGAUCGUGGUGGACAGAGUCACAGCGCUGGAUGGCAAACCAUACGACGUCAUGUUCAUCGGAACAGAGAAUGGGUUCCUGCAGAAAGCUGUGAACUUUGACGGGGAGAUGUUCAUUAUUGAAGAAGUCCAGCUUUUUCAACCACCUGAGUCAGUCCAGAGUCUUACUCUUUCUUCUAAAAAGGGUCAGGUCUAUGCCGGGUCCUCGUCCCGUGUAGUGCAGAUGCCUUUCUCAGUGUGCAGACGGUAUGACACGUGUCUGGGUUGCGUGCUAGCAAGGGAUCCAUACUGUGCAUGGGACCUGGCUGUGAAUCGGUGUGCUGCUACCGCUGGUAGGACUGCUGCACCACAGAACUUCAUCCAGAGUGUAGGAAAAGGAGAUGCCUCUAGCUGCCCAGAGCUUGGAAACAUCAAAACAAAAAAGCGCACAUUUAUUCCUGGGAGUAACAUUCAGCUCAAAUGCAGUCCCAUAUCAAACCUGGCGCAGAUCCACUGGACUCUGAACGGGAGCUCCAUUCAGCUGAGGAACCCCAAGUACUACGCCUACGACGGCGGGAUUCUUCUGUUCAAUGUGGCAGUGGCGGACGCGGGACAGUACACCUGUCAGUCUGUGGAGCAAGCGAACGGGAAGCAAUACCAGCAGACGAUGGCCGUUUACAGCCUAGAACCAGAACAGAGCCAGGGGCAGAACACUGAGGUUGCAGUGACCACCCAGUCCCCCGGAAUCACCAGAGUCACGCCCACGCCGCCAGUAGUUCCAGAUGUAUGGAACCCGAAAAUAAUGCUGCACGCGGACGACAAAAAGGUGCUGUUUUUGAAAAUUUUUGUCGGCAUUUUAGCAUGCCUUCUGGUUUGUUUGCUGACUUGGAACUUGUGCAAGGGACACAUGCCGCUGCCUUGCGUGAAGCCGAAGAUGAAGGAGGCGUCUGCCGCUACGCCGAGGAUGGUGCAGAUCGGCGGUGUGGACACCACCGCGCACCAGGUCUCCUUCAAUGCCAGAGGAACCUUUGAGGCAUCCCCCAUGGUUAACAGCCAGACGGGAACGGGUGUGAACAGCUGGAUUACCAACAACAAUAAUGCUGCUCAACAGAGCAAGGACCUUGUGGACUCUUUCAUGAUACCUUCAACGUUAUUGGGAGUGGACGACUUCAGAUAUAUUGAUGAGGAAUCUGAAAUUUGAUAUGUGGUGGUGUUUUUUUUUAACUAAGGCAGCUAACUUUUUUUAAUUGAUUUUCUUAUUUACUUCCCAAAAGUGUUA
Molecule: messenger RNA, 4720 nt
Organism: Polyodon spathula (Mississippi paddlefish)
Lineage: Eukaryota; Metazoa; Chordata; Actinopteri; Acipenseriformes; Polyodontidae
Product: semaphorin-4E-like
Exons: 16
Coding region: 2192-4642 (816 amino acids)
Biological process (GO): neural crest cell migration; negative regulation of axon extension involved in axon guidance; negative chemotaxis
Molecular function (GO): semaphorin receptor binding; chemorepellent activity
Source: RefSeq, a predicted model, not a curated record